ACCCCUUGUAAGAAAUUUCAUCCUUACAAACACGAACGUUUCCCCAUUUCUUGGCGUCCAAAUUCUCGGCAAACCCUAAUCGCAGAUCCCAGCAAGUGCGACUACCUCGAUCUUUAGUAAUCGCCAUGGACUACGCAUCUCAGAGAAGAGGUCAAGGAGGCCUUUUCGAAGGUCUUUAUAGAGUUAUCAUGCGCCGUAACUCCGUCUACGUCACCUUUGUCAUCGCCGGUGCUUUCCUCGGAGAACGGGCUGUGGAUUAUGGAGUUCAUAAGCUCUGGGAAUACAACAAUGUUGGGAAACGAUAUGAAGACAUUCCGGUGCUAGGUCAGAGGCAAUCAGAGGAAUGAAAGUGUCCCCCUGUUUCGUUUCUUUUGAAGUUGUUAUUAAGUGAUUUCUCUGAGCAUACACCUAUUUGGUAGCAAUGCGCAUUGUUACAAUAAAUUGUUGCUUUUUUCGGAGAAACCUGCAUCUUUAUUAACAUUGAGUUAAUAAAAUUAAUCAGGAUAUUUCUGAAUUGUG
Messenger RNA from Hibiscus syriacus, 519 nucleotides. RefSeq names its product cytochrome b-c1 complex subunit 9-like. NCBI's taxonomy places the organism in Eukaryota, Viridiplantae, Streptophyta, Magnoliopsida, Malvales, Malvaceae. Bases 126 to 347 code for a protein of 73 amino acids. Gene Ontology annotation, biological process: mitochondrial electron transport, ubiquinol to cytochrome c. The transcript is spliced from 3 exons. The record is from RefSeq and is a predicted model, not a curated record.